AUGUUCUCCUGCAACAGCAGCACUUCUGGUCGUUCCAUCUUCCUCCUCACUGGCUUUCCAGGCCUAGAAGCCUCUCAUCAUUGGGUUUCCAUCCCCAUCAACCUCAUCUGUGUGGUUUCUCUCCUGGGUAACAGUAUCAUCCUCUUCCUGAUCCUCACAGAUCCAGCCUUACAUGAACCCAUGUACAUCUUCCUGUCCAUGUUGGUAGCCUCUGAUCUUGGCCUCUGUGCCUCUACCUUCCCCACCAUGGUGUGGUUCUUCUGGCUGGGUGCUCGGGAGCUGCUCUUUAAUCUCUGUGCAGCACAGAUGUUCUUCAUCCAUGCCUUCACCUACAUGGAGUCUGGUGUGCUGCUGGCCAUGGCCUUCGAUCGCUUUGUUGCCAUCUGGGACCCUUUGCACUACGCCACACUUCUCACCCACUCAGCCAUGGCCAAAGUGGGGGCUGCCAUCCUGGUCAGGGCUGUCCUGCUCAACCUCCCGGGACCCAUCCUCCUGCAGCGUCUGCUCUUUCCCCAGGUCAGUGUGCUCUCUCACUGCUACUGCCUGCACUGUGACCUUGUGGGAUUGGCCUGCUCAGACACCCAGAUCAACAGCUUGAUUGGCCUCGUGUCCAUCCUCCUCUCACUGGGCCUUGACUCUUCCCUCAUCAUGCUCUCAUAUGCUCUGAUCCUAUGGACCGUGCUGGGCAUCACAUCACCUGGGGAACGACUCAAGGCACUCAACACGUGUAUUUCACACCUCUGCAUUGUUCUUAUCUUUUAUUUGCCCAAACUGGGGCUGUCUGUGUUGCACCGUGUAGAGAAGCACAGCUACUCUGCUCUGGCAGUGCUCAUGGCCAACCUGCACUUUUUGGUCCCGCCCUUCAUGAACCCCAUUGUGUACUGCAUCAAGUCUAAGCAGAUCCGUCAGGGCCUACUAAAGCACUUCCAGCAGAAAAGAGUUGAUGUCUCCUAG
Molecule: messenger RNA, 954 nt
Organism: Ceratotherium simum simum (southern white rhinoceros)
Lineage: Eukaryota; Metazoa; Chordata; Mammalia; Perissodactyla; Rhinocerotidae
Product: olfactory receptor OR51C1-like
Biological process (GO): G protein-coupled receptor signaling pathway
Cellular component (GO): plasma membrane
Molecular function (GO): olfactory receptor activity; G protein-coupled receptor activity
Source: RefSeq, a predicted model, not a curated record